AGUCUUUCCAAACUCAAUUUGAAGUGAGAGAAAUUAAUCUGAGUCCCGUAUUUAGAUGAUGAUAAUAAAAUUUCUGUUACAAGUGUUCCCUUCCUAAACCCUUACAAAGUCUUUACCAAACCUUCCUCCUCUUUCACUAAAACCAUCCGUCAAGUCUUCUCGGGCCUCAUGCCUAUCCAAACUCAGCUUGAAGUGUAGCCCGAUCCCGAGUUCACCUCGCAGAGAAGUUUACUUUUCAGAGUCGUAGUCAGACACACAAAAGCAGAUAUCAUUGUUGUGUGGGUUUGAUUUGAUAAGAUGAAGCAAUUGAACCGUCAAGAAACAGAUGUCCUCUGUAAGGAGGGAAGGUUUUGCUAAUUUUCAAUUCAAGAAUUAACAUCUGCAAGACCAACAAGCUGGGAAUGGAUUCUUGUUUGUCAUCUGACAAUGGGAAGUCCUACUGAAAAGCAAAGGAUAAACCCCCUGAAAGUCUUUUGGAAUUUAAGUGGUUUCAAGAUCAACUUCAGAUGCACCACCUGCUCACUACAUGAUUAAAAUCCAACUAUUUUCAUUGCUAACAACCAAUAACAUAGAAAGAUACGACUCCGGUGAUUUCGAAGCUGGAGGCUACAAAUGGAAAUUGGCUCUCUACCCAAGUGGAAACAAGAGCAAGGGUAUCAAAGAUCACCUCUCUCUUUACUUGGUGAUGGCAGAAGGAAGUCCAGUGCAUCCCGGUUGGGAGGUCCAAGCUGUUUUCCGAUUGUUUGUGCUUAAUCAAAACAAGGACACCUACUUAGUACUUGAAGAUACACCGGGGAAGGGAAAACGUUUUCAUAGAAUGAAGUUGGAAUGGGGAUUCGAUCAAUUCAUCCCUCUUAAAACAUUCAACAAUCCCUCCAAUGGAUAUCUUGUAAACGACACCUGUGUCUUUGGGGCAGAGGUCUUUGUGUGCAAGGAACAAAAUACAGGGAAAGGGGAGUGUUUGUCAAUGGUGAAGGAUGCAAUUACUUACAAGAACACUUGGAAGAUUGAUAAUUUCUCAAGGUUGGAUAAGGAGUGUUAUGACUCAAAGGCAUUCAGUGCUGGAGAUCUCCAAUGGAAGAUACAGCUAUAUCCCAAGGGAAAAGGCAGUGGAAUGGGUACCCAUUCAUCUCUGUAUCUAACUUUGGCUGAACCUUCAACUCUUCCUUUUGGUUCUAAAAUAUUUGCAGAUGUUGCACUGCGCAUACUAGACCAGAUGAAAGCCAAGCAUCACUCUGGUAAAGCAAAUUACUGGUUCAGCUCAACAAGACAGGAGUGUGGAGGGGAUAGAUUUAUUACACUGGGUCAUUUCAAUCAGCCAAACACUGGUUUUUUGGUGAAGGACAGUUGCUGGGUUGAAGCAGAGAUCACUAUCCACGGGAUGGCUAAUCUAAUGUAAACAAGGGCUUCGCCAUACUCAGUUUGGGGGUGUAAAUUUAAACACAGAAUCAACUGUGUCCAUUCUUAAUCGGAGAAUUUGUAUGAUCUUGUUUCACCAAAAAUUCUACUUGUAAGAUAAAGAAAAACAAAAACGUUCUAUAUAUCUAAGCUUCUUAACUCCACCAACUCAAUUGGUUCGCAAUGUGAUAUAUUUCUUGAAUUAAUAUUCAGUAAUGCUACAUGCACAGAAAAUUAAUAUA
Messenger RNA from Camellia sinensis, 1640 nucleotides. The record is from RefSeq and is a predicted model, not a curated record. NCBI's taxonomy places the organism in Eukaryota, Viridiplantae, Streptophyta, Magnoliopsida, Ericales, Theaceae.